This is a messenger RNA of Meloidogyne enterolobii, 314 nucleotides long. The record is from the annotation of a GenBank genome assembly. Lineage: Eukaryota; Metazoa; Nematoda; Chromadorea; Rhabditida; Meloidogynidae.
AUGACCAGUACGUCCAUUUCUGUUGUUAUCUUUUACAUACCAAAUCACUCCACAUUUUUCACAUUUUUUGGAGUUGUUGCAAAAAUUAGAACUGAUGUGAUGGUUGAAGCAGUCCUCGUUGAUAAAUUCCUUAGAGCACCCAUUACAAUGUUUGAAGUAGUUAUUCAAAGGGUGGCAUGGGUAGUCGGGACCGAUUCUGGAGCAAUUGGGGCAUCUUGCUGCACAUGUAGUCGCAUGAUCCUUUGGUUUGUUGUAAAUCAUUUCACAGGCAAGGCAAUAUGGCUUACCGAAUAGAUCAUUUGCCUUUCUUACUC